CGCACUGCAUUGCCGCAGAGCGGGGCGGGGGAGAGGGGCUGGAGGGAAGAGGGUUCCUGUCCCAGGUCCCUACCAGGUGCCCGUAGACGUCGGCAGGCUGGAGGUAGAAGGUGGAGUUGAGCAGCUCUUCCAGCCUGCGCGGAACGUCGUUCUCCCGGUAGUACUCCAACGCCUGCUGCUUCAGCUUCUGCAGCUCCCUAGUGGUCCCACAGCUGCGGCCGCCGCCUUCUUCCCCCAUGAUGGAGAGUGUCGGCGUGUACGGAUUCUGUGGCUGUACAGCAAAGAGCAAAUGAAGUGUGAUGAUUCAAGGUGGGAAAUAACCACUUCAGAAGCGGCCCCCGCAUCUGCAUAUUCAUCUCCAGCCCGGAGUCUGGGGGACACAGGAAUAACACCCCUGUCCCCUUCCCACAUUGUGAAUGAUGCAGACCCGAACGUGUCUGAGCAGCAGACGUUUCUUGUGGUGGUGGCUGUCGACUUCGGGACCACGUCCAGCGGCUAUGCCUACAGCUUCACCAAGGAGCCCGAAUGCAUCCACGUGAUGAGGCGAUGGGAAGGAGGCGACCCUGGGGUGUCCAACCAGAAGACACCCACCACCAUCUUGUUGACUCCGGAGAGGAAGUUCCACAGUUUCGGGUACGCAGCCAGGGACUUUUACCACGACCUGGAUCCCAACGAGGCCAAGCAGUGGCUGUACCUGGAGAAGUUCAAGAUGAAGCUGCAUAUCACUGGGGACCUCACCAUGGAUACAGACCUGACAGCAGCAAAUGGCAAGAAAGUCAAAGCCCUUGAAAUCUUUGCUUAUGCCCUGCAGUACUUUAAGGAGCAGGCGCUGAAGGAGCUGAGUGACCAGGCGGGUUCGGAGUUCGAGAACUCGGAUGUCAGAUGGGUCAUCACAGUACCUGCCAUCUGGAAGCAGCCCGCCAAGCAGUUCAUGCGACAAGCGGCCUACCAGGCAGGUCUGGCCUCCCCCGAGAACGCGGAGCAGCUCAUCAUCGCCCUGGAGCCUGAGGCGGCCUCCAUCUACUGCCGGAAGCUGCGGCUGCACCAGAUGAUAGAGCUGAGCAAGGCCGCGGUCAAUGGGUACAGCUCCAGUGACACAGUAGGAGCUGGGUUUGCACAGGCUAAAGAACAUAUACGACGUAAUCGGCAGAGUCGGACCUUUUUGGUGGAGAAUGUCAUAGGAGAAAUCUGGUCUGAGCUAGAGGAAGGUGACAAGUACGUGGUGGUGGACAGUGGCGGUGGCACCGUCGACCUGACAGUCCAUCAGAUCCGGUUACCGGAGGGACACCUUAAAGAACUGUACAAAGCCACAGGUGGACCCUAUGGAUCUUUAGGAGUCGAUUAUGAGUUUGAAAAGCUUCUGUGUAAAAUAUUCGGAGAGGAUUUUAUCGAGCAAUUCAAAAUCAAGCGUCCUGCGGCCUGGGUUGACUUAAUGAUUGCAUUUGAGUCUCGCAAAAGGGCGGCUGCCCCCGAUCGAACGAACCCACUGAAUAUCACCUUGCCUUUCUCCUUCAUUGACUACUACAAGAAGUUCCGUGGCCACAGCGUGGAGCACGCCUUGAGGAAGAGCAAUGUGGAUUUCGUGAAGUGGUCCUCACAGGGGAUGCUGAGGAUGAGUCCGGAUGCCAUGAAUGCCCUUUUCAAGCCAACCAUCGACAGCAUCAUUGAGCAUCUCCGAGACCUGUUUCAGAAGCCCGAGGUGGCCACGGUCAAGUUCCUCUUCCUGGUGGGUGGCUUCGCGGAGGCGCCCCUCCUGCAGCAGGCGGUGCAGGCUGCCUUCGGCGACCAGUGCCGCAUCAUCAUCCCGCAGGACGUGGGCCUCACCAUCCUCAAGGGCGCCGUGCUCUUCGGGCUGGACCCCGCGGUCAUCAAGGUGCGCCGCUCGCCACUCACCUACGGGGUGGGCGUGCUGAACCGCUACGUGGAGGGCAAGCACCCGCCCGAGAAGCUGCUGGUCAAGGACGGUACCCGCUGGUGCACCGACGUCUUCGACAAGUUCAUCUCUGCCGACCAGUCCGUGGCCCUGGGCGAGCUGGUCAAGCGGAGCUACACCCCGGCCAAGCCCUCCCAGCUGGUCAUUGUCAUCAACAUCUACAGCUCUGAGCUCGACGACGUGAGCUUCAUCACCGACCCCGGGGUCAAGAAGUGCGGCACGCUGCGCCUGGAUCUCACGGGGACCAGCAGCGCCGCGGUCCCCGCGCGGAGGGAGAUCCAGACCCUCAUGCAGUUCGGCGACACCGAGAUCAAGGCCACGGCCGUGGAUAUAGCCACCUCCAAGAGUGUCAAGGUUGGGAUCGACUUCUUAAAUUACUAAGCGGCCCUCCCCAGCGCCUGCCUGUCCCCGUGGACGCAGCUCCCCUGCAUCUGCUGACCUCGGCCCUGGACGGUUCUCUCCCUGCCCUUGACCCCUGCCAUCCCCCAGCCGAAUUUCAGCAGGGAAGGUGAGAACAGCCAGGGCUAGAAAUAAUUAGAGAUUUUUGAGGGCACACUGGAGUCAGAGAAAAACUGUUGGCGAUUAAGACUGAGGUUGGGAAAUAAGAAAUUUGAGGAUCCUAGAAGAGCAGCUAGCGUGUCUAGGUACAAAGUGGGGCAAUACCCAUCCGCCAAGGGAAUCCGAACAUUUCUGCAGCGGUGAUGGAGCUUGGUUUGAGCAGAUCUCCCUUCGCUAGAACAGAAGAUGCCCUAUCGCGAUCUUCCCAGAUUUGAAAUAAGAUCUUUGAGCCAGGAGGAGAUUCUUCCCUUUUUUUUUUUGGAUGGCAGUCGAUAUAAAAUGCCACCCAUCUGCAGUUAAUCUCUUUCCAUCAUCCUGUGAUUAAAAGCGGUGAUUCAGUGGGAACUUGGAGCAGUUUUAGCUGGAGGGGGAAGACUGCCUACGCUGGGCACUAUUUUAGGGUCUCAUCAUUUCAAUUCCAAAUAUGUUCAGAUAGCCUCAGCUAAUCCGCUAGGAUAUGUGAGUGGGAGAGCUGACACGGCAACUUUUCAGCAGGUAAAAACCUUGCUUCAAGGGAAACUGAUACUGAGCUACUGACAUAAUCCCAAAUGACCUGCUGUGAUAUAACUCCCCAAAUGCCAAAUCCUGAUUUCUGAAUUCAUAAGUAAUUCGAGGUAACCUUACUUAGUAGGAUUCUGUGUGAGAAAAUGAUGUUAAGAUUUGCCUCCUUCUUACCACUAAUCCCAAGAGUCCAGAACAGCCCCUCUCUAACAUUUUAAAUGAACAUAAUUUAAAUUAACUCCCUCCUCCUGACUCACCCUCAUCUCCCUGAGUUUAUUUCCACAUUUUGAAGAGCUGGAGUUCCCUGGUGGCUCAGCAGGUUAAAGAUCCAGCGUUGUCACGGCUGUGGCUUGGGUUCAUCCCUGGUCUGGGAACUUUUGGCACAGCCAAAAAAAAAAAAAAAAAAAAAAAAAAAGAAAAAAGAAAAUACAUUGGUAGCACAUGGGCAGAGAAUCUGUUCUAUAAAAUGUUUCAUUAAAAUCUUAAACCCAAACUGAAGAUUCCAUCUAAAGGAAUUCAUAGAUCUGUACCUGAUGAAUGAAGCUAGGUUUUUUCAAAGCAGAUCUGUGCAUCUCCUGCGUGAGAACUGCCUGGGUGCUUCUUAGAAACAGGUUCCUGGAUUCUAUCCCUUUUAGGAGCUGAAGUCAAGUCUUGGAGAGGGGAACCAGAAGCUGUAGUUUUUAGUAAACAACACAGGGGACUGUGGUUCAAUUCGAAUUUGAAAACUCCUAACUUUAGGUUUUUUGAAAGCUGUCCCCUCGUGAGUGGGACUGGGGCUCCACCUGGUUUGGGGAUGGCACUUGCAACCCUUACAGGAAGGGCCGGGUGGGGCGGGGGGAGAGUGGAAGAAAGACCGCCUAAGAAGGCCGAGGAACCAACUGGUAUGUGUGCCCGCUCUCUCUCCUUCUCCACUUAACAAAGUCUUCGACAUUCAGGAAGCAGCUGAGGAAAAAGAAUCAAGAAUCUGACUCAUAGCCUGCUGAUCUGUUCAAAGCUGUCUUUUCCACCUGCUGGAGUUCAUUGGAUUUUAAAUCACCGGAGGCAUGCAUAAUGAAUGAGGGGAGGAUGGAUAAGCCACUAGCUUUAAAUGCAAGUUGGAUUCACAAACCCAUCAUCACAGCCCAUUAUCAUAUGCAGAUUCUAAAAUAGCACUUCCAAUUUCAUCUUAACAUGUCUUCUUUUUCACAUCGCUUGCCGCAGAAUUCCCUACUAGAAUGUGAAUCACGAACAAACCACAGAACUGGAGAAUGCUCGUCACAUACUCAGUAGCGGGAUUUCACAUCCAGGCACAAAGGUGUGCUCGCUAAGGUUCUCUUGCUGCCUGCUCUGCUUCCAAAGCUAAAUGGGUCUUUCUUUGGUGUUGCCGGCCAUACUCUACCAAUAAGACUUCAAUGUAGUUACAAGUUAUAUAAUUUUAUGUACAUAACAAUGUUAGAAAAUUGUACAGAAUCUUGAUUUCUACAAUGUGCUCUUGUUAAAAAAAAGGGGGGGGAAAUGCUUUUUGAAUUUCAUUGAUGACAUUGCUGCCUUUAAUUUCCCAUGGUUUCAUUUCUUCACUGUGCUUUCUAAUCAUCAGUUUGUUCCGAUGCUAAGCUAUGGACUGUGUAUGCAGCCUGAGCAAUAGCCAGAGGUGCUUAGGGUCAGAAUCCUCUGAAGAACUAGACCAGCUGGAUCCACAGCUUCCCUAGACCAUUUUACAGGCAUAUCUCUCCCAAAGGUUUGCAGUUUAUAUUUAAAGGAGCAUAAUAAUGUAUCAAUUCUCCUGUCCUGUCCUUGAGAGCUGAACUUACAGCCGGGUCUGUAAGCCAUGUGACUGUGCAGAAAAACCUUCAACAACUCUGCGUCCCUGCAGGGCUGCCAGCUUCUCCUUGUGGGGAAAAGCAGUCACUCUGAGGGGAAAGUGUGAUGUUUUCAGGCCACCAGAAUCAAAGAAAAGGAGUGAAGUGGUGCAUGAAUUGAGCUUUUCUACUGGAUGAAGUGUCAGUAUGAGUAAUAGCGUCAAGUCCUUUUCUUGGCCAGUGUAAGGCCUUUCCCAUCUUGCAUGAAGGCUGUCUCCUUGUCUACUGUUUCUCUUAAAUGAACUGGUUGAAAUUUGGAAUAUGGGCAAAUAGGUGAUGGAGAGGGGGUGAUGAUUUUCCUGGAUUUUCUUCUGGCCCCAGAGAUGCAGCCCUGAUAGUCAAACUUAAGAGGGAAUUCUCACAUUCACCCCUCUGACAGACAUUUACUAGAGGAAGAGCACUGGGUAAGUAUAUUUGGACACAUUUACUAAUCUUAGAAAUUUUCUAAAAGGCCUGUUGUCUUGACCCAUUACUCUGUUGUCCCUGGCGUAUUAGCUGAGGUUCAAGGUUCCCGGAAGCAGAACUGUCAAGGGAUUUCCUUUGUAACUGCCCUCUCUGUACACAGCAGGCAUUCAUAAAUGUUGAGAGAUAGACACGUCACAGACAGACAAGAUAGAAAAGGGGAGACAUACAAAUGUUUGUGCAGACUGAUGGCUAAAUGAGUCCAGAUUACAGGGCCUCCCCUACCCCUCGAAUGGUAUUUAGGUCAAGUUUAGCUUUUAGAAUCCAGGUCUGGUUAAUUGCCAGGGUGGCAAAGAAUCGCAUGCACCGAUAUAAACAGGAGUCAAAAUGCAUUAUUAGCUGAAGAUCGAAUCACCCAUUUGGAGAUGAAAUAGCUGUGAUGAAGCUGCAUAUUUUAUGCCAGGAAGUGACUUCAGUGGAUGGCUAGGAAAAAGUUGUUUGCCGUAAUGUCACAUCUCUCAUCUGCUUGGAAUAUGGAACUAUAUUCUAAAAUAUCUGCCAUUGGGGUCUUGUUCACUACAAGAUAAGUUCAGACUUCAUAGAAUUUUGCAGCAAUUCACAACUUGAUUGUAUCUGCAAGCUGUCUUCACAGAUGUCAAAUAAAGCAAAACUCUGGAUCUCA
Sus scrofa (pig) is the source of this 5914-nucleotide messenger RNA. It is a transcript of the gene HSPA12A, whose product is annotated as heat shock protein family A (Hsp70) member 12A. Lineage: Eukaryota; Metazoa; Chordata; Mammalia; Artiodactyla; Suidae. The record is from RefSeq and is a predicted model, not a curated record.